ACAUCAGCGCUGGUUGUUUGCAUGCUCUGGGCCUUGUCUAGAUGAAGUUAACAGCUGUUAUCUGUGGAUUAUGGGAUGCACAGCCCUGUAGUAACCCUGCUGUAAAGUUGUCACGGAAAAGUUUCAGACAGCAGAAGUGGAUUUAAAAGUCUCAGAAACACAUUUCCUAAAGAGAGACCGGCUUCUGCUUCCGUCAACUUUUAAAUUCUACAAAUAUUUUCGCUUCUCUGAAAGCAAAACAGAAAGAAAAGAGAACAUUUGUGGUUUUGAAAGAUUCCAGUGCAGACUAAACAAAUUCAGGUGUAACCAACAGAAAGGUUAAAGCUGCAGCCAGUGGCUCAUUAGGGUCGCUAUGGUAACCACACACCCUCAUCUCUGAGACCUAAAGAGCUCUGGCCGAAAAGUAAAUCUCAAGACAAACCGCUUGGGGGGCAAAAGCUACAAGUCGUUUAAGGCUCUGAUGGUCACGUGAUGUCACUUCUGAAGAGAACAUUAGAGGUCUAAUCGACCUACAGCCUGUGGAAGCUCGGGGGAGAACGCGCUUCAGUCUGAGGGGACCUGAGAGCAAACAGGUUGUGGGACAGUUCAAAGGUUAGCGUGUGACACCAUCACGCGCAGCUUAUGAACGUGUUAUUUUAAAAGAAAAUCUUAAUUUUUUAAUCUGAUUGUCUGAAAUCCACCAAGCUCUGUUUUUCAUGCGACCCAUUUAAGCUCUGAUUGGUGUUUUUAAGAUGUGGAACACCAAAGGAGGCGGGGCUUUCUCCAUCAUAACACAUCGUUAUCGAUGGGACAGAUCGUGCCUUUAUUUUACGAGUCUCGUCUACAACUGACCGCAGCCCGAACCGUCCUGGUGGAAACUAGAUCUAACUUGGAGGUGCGGAGCACUCGUUUAAUCAACGCGGUGGUCUCUAGUCGUGCUCGGGUGGCACAAAGCUCAGACGCACCCGUGACAGGAACUAGCAGUGACCCAUAUCAGAGGAGAGCUUAUCGCGGCAGGGUUGGAACUCUUGGACAUCUCUCCUCUGAUUGGUUAACACCAACAUGACUCUUCCACUGACUCCGCUUGCUGUGUUGAUGCUUCAUCUCCACAAUUGGCCCAAUUUUUUAAACAUCAUUCGAAAGUGACGAAGACCGCAAGCUUCUGAUUGGUCAGGACGCCACUUUCUGUAAAUAUGUCAACAGCACCGUCAAAAAUUAAAAUGAUAUUUGGCGGUUGUUACGGCCACCGGCCUGGCCUCUAGUGCUCCAGGAGCCAGGGUUGUUACGGCGGCGGACACGGAGCAUCACCGAAAACAUCAGAAAAUGCGUUUAUUCACCCGUGACUGAAAGAGUACAGAGAUACGGAGCAAAGCUUUUAUUCGCGGGCGGAAAUGGCGAGAAACGCGGGUUUAGACGUAGCGGCCACGUGAACGGGGAGGAGAAUCUAGGACAAAUUAAUCCACCUGAUAAAGUCUCUGAAGUACAUAAACACGUUAGUAACUACAGAACCGUGGACCGGAUACACGAGUGUAAUGGUGGCAAGGUGCCACAGAGAAGCGUUACGCCCUCUGUUGUCCUAGCAGGGAAUUGUUUCGGAGAAGUGCGGGAGCAAACGUCUCUGUCAGAGCUGAUGGAGGAUUAUAAAUCAGGCUUAAUCCUAGUUUCACCGUCGGUUUUCUAUCAGAAGCCACUGCAGCAGAUAGGUGUAGGAGACUAUUCUUAUGUUCAGCCUGCAUGAAACACUCAGAGUGAGCCGUUAGAGCCAGAGAUAAUCAUUAAAACUAGGGCUGCAUAAUACAUCGUAAAUAUAUCGUUAUCGCGAUAUCAGCAUGCACGAUAUGCAUAUCGCAAUGAACGGUCAGCUCAGAUGUUUGCUACACAUCACGCAUUCUGUCAAUCAAACGGGAGCAUGAUGUUUUUUUAACAAAUCAAACAGAGCUCUUCACCCGUUUGGCCAAUCGGGUGGGUUCUCAUAGGUUCGAUGCCCGCCCCCGAGGUGGGCGGCACUUCAUUUUGAUGGUUAGCGAACACCUGAGUUAGCUUAGUUCUGCUCUUUCUGCUGAUUCUGCUUUUCCCGGGAUCCACCGGUCGCCUUUCUUGUUCAUUUUCUUUUUCCCUUUCCUCACAACUUUUGCUUUUCUCAUUUUUAUGAUUUUUUAAAUUUUUGAUUUUGAUUAUUUUUGUUCCCGAGUUAAGUUUUUAUUUAUCGCAAGUAAUAUCGUCAUCGCAAUAUUAAUCACUGUUAUCGAAUAUCGCAGGUUUUCCUAAUAUCGUGCAGCUCUAACUAAAACAGGAUUUUUCACUGUUCCACACCUUUAAUCUCCAGUUUUAAAGGUUUACCCAAACUGAAUUAUUCAGCCGUCGUGUUUCCCUCGUCUUGCAUGACUGCCAGGAGCUUUCUGCUGCCUGUACGUUUGUCAGCUCAUACAAGAACAUAAGUGUUUUUCUUUAAAUUAGAUAUGAUUAAUCUUGCGCUCCGCCAGAUGACUGCCGGAACACUCCUGGCUCCACGUUUCACCCAGAGGAGUGUGUGUUGCAUCAGUUUGCCUGUAGCUGUUAUCGCCGGGCCCGUGGCUCUGACACCAGCUGUUGUACUCUGUACACUACUGCGUGAACACAUGUAGCAUACCUCCAUCGUGACCAAGUAAGGCCAACUGCCAAAUUAUUUUAUGACUUCAGCUCUACGGUCGUCUGUCCUAAAUAGGGAUUUACAUGGAGCACAGCGAUGGCUGCGAACUCGUCACGCGUGCACUAUCACCACACAGAUGUCUGCUGUGUGUGGCCUUGAGACGGCUGGGACGGCGAUGUUUAAAGGCAGCAAAAGGGAACAGGGACAGGAGACGCGGGGACAGACAUGUAGGUUGCCAGACACUCGCUGACGAGUCGAGAGGCUUAGUAGUUGAUAGACAAGCAAACAGAAGCGCUCUGACGGGGAAUAUCAGCAGCAGUGAGCCGCUGGGCGAAGAUGACGGAGCUGAAAGCUGCUCUGCUGUGAUCCUCUCCUGUUUACAUGUCACUAACAUCUCAGUGCUGCCGUGGAAACGCGUGUUCAAAGAAACGAGGCAGAACAUGCAGCAGCAGCUCCAACGACGAGUCCUGCAUGCUUCAGCCUUACAGCAAACACUCUCAUUAAAUAACGAGUUCAACAAGUCAUCAGAUCAAUGCUUUCCAGCGCCUAAACUGGGCCAGAACCGUGAAUGAGAGUGGGAGAUGUUCUGAAUGACUCCUGCGUGCCUCAACCAUUAUUCCACCUUUCUGGACGAUUGCAGCACAAAACGAAAAUGGAGACUUAAGUGGAGAGUCUCAGGUGGGCAAGUGCCGAAGUCACGCAACCAAAGACGAGACAGGAUGAGAAAGAGAGGCCCUGACAGAGGAAACACAUAGACAGGACGCAGGGAAAACAAGGAACGCCAAGGAGAUUCUCUGGGAUAAAUAAAUAAAAACAGUUGUUUGGAGAAGAGGCAAGCCAGAUAAAAAGAUGAAGCCGAUAAAAAAACAGGGCCGGCGCUCCCCUCAGUCCACCCGGACCAAAGGGGCGAAGCGUCGCGGAGCCGGGGAUGCCUCCGAUGGAGGAGAGAAAAGAGACUCGGGUGAGAACAGAGACAGAAGCAGAUCCCCUCAAAACCGAACCCCCUUAUCCUCGUUCUCCUCCGGUUCCCACUCAGAGUCAUCUCAGGCUGGUUUGACGAGACUGCGGGACGCUUCAGACGGGGAAGGGCUGUCAGAGAUGCCGAUGUCGGUCAUGAUGGAGUCUGGGAAACUGUUGAUGUCUCCUGAUGAAAGGUCUGGGAGGACGGCUCUGAGCGGCAGCGGCAGCCACUGUGACAGCGGGGCUAGCAGCUGUAGCAACAGCAGCACACCGAGCGCCAACAGCAGUCCGAACCCCGCCUCCAGCCGGAAAACAGCCACCUUUAAGGCCCGCGUUCCUAAGAAGAAGUACACCUCUGAACACUAUGCCUCGGCUACUGCCAGUAAUCACAGCAACCCUCAGUCCACUACACCCCCUCCCAACCCUCUGAGCAGCAGCGACCUGAACCAGGGCUCAACGAGUUCAGGAGUCAAUGCCAGCGUUUCACAUCCUGAUGGCAACGGUCAGAGCAGGAACCAGAUGGAAGACUUCAGCAGCAGAACAACGAGGAGGGAGGAGCCUCGGGGCUCUCCAGGACCUCCCACACUGUUGCUCGGAGGCGAGAGGCCCCGAGGAGGUGAAAGGCCCACAGACGGAGAGCGAGUGUCCCCUAGUCCACUGCCUCGCUGUUCCUCAACAGACACCGCCAGUGAGCACUCGGCUGACCUGGAAGUGGUUGGCGACACGCCCAUCAUAGCACAGACAUCAUCUCGCUCAGCGCCCAGCCUGUCUGAUGCUCUCUCGGACACUCUGGCCAGGGGGUUAAAAAACCAGCGCGUUCUCGCCCGUCAGUUCAGACGACAAAGUUCUGAAGGAGGAGGCGAACCAAGAGAGGAAUGGAGGAGCUCAGAUUCUGUGUUCCGAGCUGGAGUGGUCCGCAAGGUCAGCGAUGAAUUUGGAUGUCUUGAGGUGCAACUGAAUGGGGAGAAGACCCUGUGCCGUUACCCUUAUCGACAUGACAGCCCACCAGGAGUAGUGGAAAUCAUCCUGGAUGCACCACCCCCUGGUGUCCACACAAUACCUAUUGGCACGCAAGUCUGUGUACCAUUUGGCAAUGAAGAGGGUAGCGAGGGCCAGUGGUACCGAGAAGGUCUGGUGACCGAGGUAGACACACACCCCGCCGUGGCGAAUUGCUAUCGUGUCCUGUUGUCAGAGGGAAGACAUCGCUCUGUGAAGGAGGAAGACAGCAGAAGUGCCACCCAGGCUGUUUGGGUCUCUCGGCACACUCUCCGUCUGCUGGUGCCACCAUGGGAUCUUGAUUUACCCUCUGGUGGGGGGCACGAAGAAGAAGAGGGUGUCAGAGAUAAGGAGGAAAGGCGUGAAGACAGAGAAGACAUAGACGUGGAGCAGGAGGUGUGUCGUCUGAGCAGACAAAUGACCCCUGGCAUGGGCUCAGUGUUUAGGAGGGACGUGUCGUAUCCAGGCAUGGUCCCUGUUCCCUCCACUGUAGGCCACAACAUUACCUCACCAGUGACUCCAGCGUCGGUGCUCAGCUUGGCUCCUGGCCGAGAGUGGGAAAUUGAAAAAGAUUUGGAGCGGGAACUUGUGAGAAAACAGAACAGAGAAAGGGAUGGCAAUGCAAAGCAGCAGCACCACCCGUACAUGCCCCUCACCCCUGAAGAAGACAUGGAGGUGUCCCACUUCAACAUGGUCCCAAUGGGGGCGAUCAUACCCGGGGCCAAACCCAUGACAGUUUCCCAACAUUGUCAGAUUGUCUCUAAGCCCCCGUCUGGCUACCUCAAUCCUCAUUUACCUGUAGUGAACAUUGGGAUCCCCCCCCACCUGGCCCUGAGUCACCCUCCUCCAUCUAAUGUCCGGUUAGGCCUUGAUUCAACCAGUGCAGCAGCCAGUGCUGUCAUCACUGCCCAGCAGAUCCCUCCUCUCCCUCCCAUCUCCUCCUCCACUACGUCUUCCAGAGUAGAGAAGACCCCUGGAGGAGGUUCUGCCAGUGGUGGAGGAGGGUCUGGAUCUGGUUCAACGUCCUCGCGUUCCCGGACUCCACUUACAGCUGCCCAGCAAAAAUACAAGAAGGGAGAUGUAGUGUGCACGCCAACAGGCAUACGAAAGAAGUUCAAUGGGAAACAGUGGAGGAGGCUAUGCUCUCGAGAGGGCUGUUCAAAAGAGUCUCAGCGACGAGGAUACUGCUCCAGACACCUUUCAAUGAGGACCAAGGAGAUGGAGGCCAGUGGAGGUGGCCGAGAGCGCAGCGGAGCCAGCAGUACAGGAACCCUGACGCCGUCCGACCUGCGACUGGGCGGUGGGAGAGCCAGCUCGGAGUUCGACUGGGAUGAGACAUCGCGGGAAAGCAGUGAAGCCAGCAGUCGUGGAGGAGACUCUCGUCCACGCUUGGUCCUCCCCUCUCUGCUGCCCCAGGAAUUCAACUUUGAUGAAUGUGAAGCAGCAACGAUGCUGGUCUCCCUGGGGGGCUCCCACUCUGGCACGCCAUCAUUUUCCCCGGCCUCAAACCAGUCGCCAUUCUCCCCUACCCCUUCACCCUCACCUUCCCCCUCGUUUUUUGGCUUCCGCCCUGCCAAUUUUAGUCCCAUCAACCCCUCUGCUACACGCCGCAACAGGCAGCUUAGUGGCACUAAGAUGGGUACGCCAGGAACUGAGCGAGAGCGCCACCUUUCAGGGAUUGUGCCAUCAUUUCAGACCAACCUGACCUUCACGGUCCCCAUUAGCCCCAGCAAGAGGAAGCUGGAAACUCACCCGCCCCCUCCCUUGCCUGCAGUUCAGGACUACCAGGCCAAACAGGACCAACAGCAGCUGAUGAGUGUAGGGGGCGCCAUCAUUGGAGACACAGCUGCCUUUAGAGUCCUCUCCCCUCAGAGUCAACCCACAACCCCUUCCUCACUUUCCUUCCCACAUCCUCGCAGUGUCAGCAGGCCAUCCUCCUCUGCUGCCUCUACACCUCCACCCAUGCUGGUCUCCCCCACUCCUCCUUCCCCUCUGCCCCUGGAGCCCUCUCCACGCCGCAUCGUUCCCCUCCGCGACUCCCCGGUUAUUGUCCGCAACCCAGAUGUCCCCCUUGCAAAGUUCUCUGACGGCCCGUUAGCGAGGAGAGAACGAAGUAGGUCGAGGGAUCAGAACCAGCCUCAACACUCAGCCCCCCCAGGCCUGCAAGCCCCCGUCCCCAUCAAUGGAGCCACCACCAAUGGGGCGGUUCUCCUGCGAAACCCCACCUCAACCCUUGUGCUGGUCACCUCCAGUUCGUCCUUGACUCCAGGCACAGCUGGCCAUCCCGCUCUCUCCAGCCCCUCUACUCCCAGAUCUAUAUCUGCUCCGUCCGGCUCGGUCCUCUCCUUGUCUGGUUCUGGAGGCAGGGACAGGAAACCCGAGGGGCACCAGGACACCUCAGGGGGGGCGCUGCCGCAGCCAGUGGCCUGUCACCCCACCCCAACGGCCCUGCUGCCGCUAAUACUGCCAGCCGAGUCACCUCACCCCGCACCGCGCAAGCAAAUCAUCAUGGGACGCCCCGGCACCGUUUGGACCAACGUGGAGCCGCGCUCCGUGCCAGUGUUCCCUUGGCAUUCACUCAUCCCUUUCCUGGAGCCCAGCCAAUCAGGAGCAGCCGCCCCGCCUGCCGAUGGCCAGCAGCUCGUCAACCAGAGCAAAGAGCCUUGCUGUGGCGUCGCCCUAGUGAGCGAAGGCCGGACGGGACCCCAGGACUCGGACCGGAGCUCGCCGUCCUGCCCUCCCCCGACCAACGACAAUCCUCCAGCAGACCGGGGCGGGGCGGACAGCGAGACGGAGAGCGACACCGACGACCCGUUUUCUCCCGGUGUGGCCAACGACCCGUCUCCGUCCACCGGACCAAUCAAGAGACGCACCCAGUCGCUCAGCGCGCUGCCCAAAGAUGGAGACAGGAAGAGGGAAAAGGACCACAUCCGCCGGCCCAUGAACGCCUUCAUGAUCUUCAGUAAGCGCCACCGGGCGCUGGUGCACCAGCGACACCCCAACCAGGACAACCGGACCGUCAGUAAGAUCCUGGGGGAGUGGUGGUACGCUCUGGGGCCCCACGAGAAGCAGCAGUACCAUGACCUGGCCUUUCAGGUGAAGGAGGCCCACUUCAAAGCCCACCCAGACUGGAAGUGGUGCAACAAAGACCGCCGGAAGUCGCUGUGUGACGGCCGGGGAACUCCGAAGGAGCUGCGGGAGAGGAGCAUGUCCGAGAGCAUCGACGCCCUGUCGGAGUCUCAGGUGCUGGACGGGAGAGGAGGAGGAGGCGGCGGCAGCUCCGGCUGGCCGGGGGGGUCGGAGCGUCGAGCGGGGGCUCUGGGGGGACAGCACCCCCGUCCUCGAGCCUUCUCCCAGAGUGCUGUGCACACCCUGGAGCAGAGGGAGAGAGACCAGGAGAAGGGGAGCGAGCAGCCUCCAACUUCAGAGCUUUCUCUGCCGUUUGAAGCGAAGGCGAGGAGUUUCACGUACGAGAGCUCGCAGGCUGGCCUCGCGUGCUUCCCGGAGGGAUUGGAGGAGGACAGAUCGAGCUUGUUCCGAAACCGGCCGCCGUCGCUGUGCCAGGGCGGAGCCAGCGAGGAUGUGACCAGCGACGAAGAGCGGAUGGUCAUCUGUGAGGAAGAGGGGGAUGAUGACGUGAUGGAAGAUUCGUGUCCAGAAAACGCCAUCGACCUCAAGUGUAAAGAGAGAGUGACGGACAGCGAUGAGGACGAGGCGGACGGCCCGCCUGAGUCCCACUCCUCCCUCCCCCCCGACUCCCCCUCAGUCAGAGGGAACAGGGAGGGGGGGGUCACUGAGAUGACGAGGAGGAGAGGAGCGGAUGGAGGCGAGAAGGAGAGCGAAGGAGGAACCAGAAGAGAGGAGACAGCAGCAGGUGGAGGAGGUGGGCAGAGUGUCACUCAGGUCCUGGGGGGGGUCCACGUGGCUCCCACGAUGGUGACCAACGCGGUGCGCCCCGUCCCCAUCGCCAGCAAACCAGCGGAGGGCGCCGCCACGCUCAGCUCCCUCCCGCAGGACAACAGAACCACGCUCCUCGGAGGAGGCGGAGCUCAGCACCUGCCAAUCAGCGCAGGGGGUGGGUACCUGUCGUCCCCCUCCCCCACGGGUCUGGUCAGUCUAGCCCCAGUGGGGGGCAGCAGCCUGGUCACUAGCCUAGUUCUGGGGGGGUCAUUUCCUGCUGCCCAAACCCUACAGCUCAUCACCCCUCAACCCCAAACUCACCCCCCCGUCCUCCACCCCCAAUUCCACCCAACUGCUGCCUCCUCCCUCACUCCUCCCGCCCUCCCCAAGCCGCUGACGCAGGUGCAGUACGUCCUCCCCACCGACAGCCCGUCCUCCCCCCAGCUCACCCACCAGCACAUCCGCUCCCUGCCCACCAACCCCGCCCUGGCCAAUGGCGUACAAUCGGGGGCGGGGACCGGAGUCGGCCCCGGGACCAGAGUCCAAACCCAGUCACCGGUCCUGCAGAGUAAGAUGCUGGUUCCCAUGGCAACAGUGAGAACGGGGUCUACGCCUCCUCAGCCUGCCAUUUCCCUGGUGGCUCCGCCUCUUCCUGUGCAGAACGGCCCAGCGACAGGAAACAAGAUCAUCCAGAUCGCGCCCAUGUCUGUGCUGCAGACCAGCGUACAUCCCGCCACAGCUGCAGGCGUGCAUCCCGGGAGUGCCUUUCCUGUUUCUGUUGCCACGGUGAUGGCUCCCGGUGCUGCCCCCCCUCAGACGGUUCUUCUGACCUCCCCACCCACAAGAAUCACCUACGUCCAGUCCAACCCAGGCGUUUCCACGGCAACGCCCCUGCAGGGUGCUCAGCCUCCAGGUCCCGCGUAUCUCCCGUCACACCUUACAGCUCUGGGCUUCACCGCCAUCUCCGCGUCCGGACCGACGCUGGUUCAGCCCAUCGCCGGUCAGCCGCCACUGCUGGCUCCGCCCCUCAGCGGGCAAUGCCAGACUCCUCCGGGCCCGACCGCGGCGUCCGCCGGCCAUCAGGUGCUAACUGCCGUCUAUCCUGCUCAAACCGUUGCUGUGGCGACUGGUGUGGUCUCGGUGCCGGCCUUUCCAGCUCAGGACCGGUUAGACCCGCCCUCCCCGCCGGCCACAGGGUCAGCGGCGGCGACCUCUCAGCCCGGAGCAGCGAUGGAGGUGGAGGUGAAACAGGAGAACCAGCUGGACGCUCAGACUGACGGGUCGUGGAGCUCCAGUACAAACUUCUCGAUGAUCACCUGUGGAGCGACAGUCAAAAAGGAGGAGGACAUGGAUCUGAGCAUCAAAGUAGAAAACAUGGGGGAGAAGUACGGCGAGACGGAUGAAGAGCGAGACCGAGCGAGAACCAAAGAGACGGAGAAAGACCAGAACCUGGGAGGCAGCAAAGAGGCUGGACCUCGAUCCCCACCUCCUCCACCCUCAGGUUUGGACCCGCCCCCUCCUCCACCAGCAGAAAGAGAAGCCCCCUCAUCCUCCAGGAAAAACAAGUUUCGACCCCCCCCACUGAAAAAGACCCCCGAGCCUCAUGAUAAGGUCCUGUCAGAAACGUACUUCGAGGAACGCUUUGCUGAACUUCCAGAGUUUAAUCCAGAAGAGGUCCUUCCCUCUCCGACGCUGCAGAGCCUGGCUACCUCACCGAGAGCCAUCCUGGGAAGCUACCGCAGGAAGAGACGCAACUCCACGGACCUCGACGCGCCCGCUGACGAGCCCGGCUCACCGCGGAGAAAGACUCGCCGUCUCUCCAGCUGCAGCUCAGAGCCCAACACCCCCAAGAGCGCCGCCAAGUGCGAGGGAGACAUCUUUACCUUUGACAGAGCAGGUCCAGAAGGAGACGUCCCUCCGGGAGACCUGGACAGGGGUCCUUACUCCUCUCUGCGUAGGACACUGGAUCAGCGUCGAGCGCUGGUCAUGCAGCUGUUUCAGGAACACGGCUUCUUUCCUUCAGCUCAGGACACGGCUGCCUUCCAGGCUCGCCACUCGGACACUUUCCCCACCAAGGUGUGUCUGCAGCUCAAGAUACGCGAGGUUCGUCAGAAGAUCAUGCAGACGGCCACACCUGGGACCCUGGAGCUGGGAGGGUUAUCCGAAGCCAGCCCCGCCCCCAGCCACUGCUCCUCCUCUAAUCAAUCAACGCGAGAGGACGGAGGGCCGGAGCAUCAAACCGAGAGAGGCCAGAGCCCGGAGGAGCCGAAACACGAAGGAUCGUAAACCGACGAGGAUCACGAAUCGGAAAAUUCAAAAACGAAGCAAAUAAAAGAGAGAAGAGUGUGUGAACCAGUACGACAGAUCUCCAUCAGACAACAACACAGAAUAUUCACAGGAAUCAAGACGUGCUUCGAUGGUCUCAUCAGACCUUUAGGUGUUCAGAUCACGUGCAAGCCCUGAUCAGUUAAGUGCUUCUUCUAGUUCAUGUUCUCCAAAAAUCCUGAAUGUUUUACGGAAAUUUUUACCCAAGUCUGCUCUCAGCACGUCACCGAGUCAGACCCUCUGUGGUACACACACUCUGUCCCUCUGCCACUCACACACCUGAUGCAUUUGUAAUCUCCGGUGUGAUCCCACACACACGUUUUACCAAAUCAGACUGUUACUCUUGGUUGUCCGUGUCCAGGAGCUGCAACCACGGACCAGGACACACAGAGGCACUUUGUCACUUAUGGUGCAGAUGCAGUUUGCUGUUGCCAGCCAGUUACCCCUCAGACGCCAUCGACCUCCUCCUCCUCCUCGCCCUUCCACUCCUUAGCACCGUGGUUGGGCCACUAACACAACCCCAACGACCUCCACUGCUACUCCACAGCCCCUCGAUGCUGCAGGACAGACGGCGCACGCACGCGCACGCUCAGCGUGAGCGCUCACACUCGGAAACAGUCAACCCUGGUGUGACAAAGCCAUCGGCCUGCACACUUUCUAGUGAUUGUAGUGAGGAGAGAAAGACGAAAGCGUGAACCGGGAUGCAGUGUGACCAAUCUUUGCACCUUCAGUUUUUGCCGCUUCGGCAGACUCGGACCGACCGGGCAGGAGCGGAUUAUCUGUGUCUGUGCGUCGGAAACAAACUGUGUGAACGUCACCGUGAAGAGAUUGUGUAUAGACACUCGUGGUUGCAAGGCUUUGAAGAGCUAAUCUCAGAGAAAAGACGAAGGACGAAACUGGACGGUGCAGGAGUCCAACAACACCACGAGCUCUCCAGCCCGGAGAACUUCCCCCUCCCGGAUGGACAUGACGUUGCUUUCUCUUGUUGUUGUUGCCGUGGAAAUAACCAGUUUUACCGUGGCCUGUUCUUCUCUCUUGUGGCUCUAUUGUGUUUCUUCUCCAGCAUAAACAAAUCACAACAAUGACAAAUAAUAAUUAAAAAAAGAGACUUUGGAAAAAGAAGGGGACAAAAAUCAGCCUGCACCCUCCCCCAUCCCUCCCUUCUCCCCCCUCCUCUACGGUUUCUCACGCGACGCAGGAGUCGGGGGGGGCAGGGGCAUUUUGUAAAACGUUGAAAUCAGGUGUUUGCACAAUUCUUGUUGGGGAUCGCCACAAGUGAAAUCAGGAAAGUAUUGUUUUUAGAGCUUGUUUUAGUAGUUCCUUACGUUAUCAACCACAUUUCUCUCUCUUCCACUCACCCCCCUCCCCCUUUCGCCUCCUCCUCCUUCCUCUCGGACUCUCCUCACCCCUCCGUGUUGUUGAAAGUGCCCUUAAGCACUGGUCCCGGGUCAAGCUCAGGAUGGUUCUGGUUAGGGUUAGUUCAGGGAAAGCAGAUCCUAGACCAGCCCUGGAGGGCAGUCUCCAGAUCUGGAGCCCUCCCCUCUUCCCUCUCGUCUCGACACUUUAUCCUUUCCCAUCAGAUGGUGCAAUAGGACAUUUAUUUUUUGGAAGUGGGUCGGCUGUUCGGUUUAUGUUUUAGGGGAGCGAGGCUUUGUGCCAUAGACAUUAAAACUCAGUGCAGUCGCAGUGAGAGGAGUGAGCUGUUGUGAUCUUUUACUCUGGUUUAAAAAAACAAAAUGAGUAAAACAUCAAAAAAAAAAAAGAAUCACAAACGUCGACGUUGAAGAGAGAUAGAGAGUGUAACUUACUAAAAGUCGGAGACAUUUUGAAUAGCACUUUUAAGGCUCUUUGCUUCUUGGGUGAAGAGUGGGGGUAGUUAUUAUGAUUCUGGGUAUCGCUUUUAUUUCUCUGUAUACAGUUGGAUGUGUGAUAAAAUAUAUAUACAGGUAUUUCCAUAUUUGUGCAUUUAGGUCUGUGUUUGGGUGUGUGUAUGUUUUGGCACAUGCAGGCAGUUUGUUAACACUACCAACCUCUUCUUUCACCACUCAGCAACAUUAUCCAUAGUAUAUUUUUCAUCCAUCUCGAGAGACAGUAUUUUUAUAGUCAGCGUGACUAUUUUUUCAGCCAUCUAGACUGUUAAUAAAGCCAGUUUAUUCAGGACUAUUCAGGAUGCACAGAGUAACAUGAACACAGGUGACCGAAGACUAUCAAUCCGCAUCGCUCUGGGGUUCUUUAGGGCUGUUAGGUGUCAAUCUGCAUGCAUGUGCAAUCACAUGCACACUUGCACACGCCCACACAGACAUAUGUGCAUACACACACAUGUAUGCGUGUACACUGUAUGAUUGUGCUUAUAAAAAACUGUCCUUACUUUGGAGAAGGAAUUUUAGGAUGAGCGAGGUGAGUGUUAUCUCAUAAAGCAGGCAUGUUGACCAUGUGCAAUAUUUCUAAACAACAGAAAAACUAAAUAUUGAAAAUAUUAAAGAUCUAACACAAUG
Messenger RNA from Nothobranchius furzeri (turquoise killifish), 13284 nucleotides. Lineage: Eukaryota; Metazoa; Chordata; Actinopteri; Cyprinodontiformes; Nothobranchiidae. The record is from RefSeq and is a predicted model, not a curated record.